AUGACGAGUCCUGCCAAACCAAGCAGCAAGUCCGCGAGUGCCGGUGCGCCCCCGAUCCAGCUCAAGCUUGCCUCCAAGUCUGCCGUUGCCGCCCCCAAGCUCAACAACGAGAUGGAGAUGGGCAGCCUUGCCGCUGAUGGUCAGGGUGGUGCUGACGGUGCUGCUGCUGCCGCCGUCAGCCCGGAGAAUGAUAUCAUGCAGCUUGCGCGGAUAGGCGACAUUGCAGCCAUGGAGAAGUUGUUUGAGUCGGGCGACUUCGAUGCCACGUAUAGCGACGACGAGGGCAUCACGCCUCUUCACUGGGCGGCCAUCAACAACCAGUAUGCCAUGUGCAAGUUCCUCAUCGAACACGGCGCCGAAAUCAACCACAAGGGCGGCGAGUCUGUCGCCACGCCUCUCCAAUGGGCAGCUCAACGAUGUCAUUACUAUACCGUCAAUCUACUCCUUCAACAUGGCGCCGACCCUCUCAUCACCGACGCCCAGGGCUACAACACACUUCACAUUUCCACUUUUAACGGAAACGUCUUGUUGAUUGUGCUGCUUCUGCACCAAGGAAUCCCCGUCGACGUUCUCGAUAGCUUUGGGCACACUUCGCUCAUGUGGGCAGCCUACAAAGGCUUCCCUUCGUGCGUCGAUGUCUUCCUGCGCUGGGGUGCGAGCGUCCACGCAACCGACGAGCAAGGAUUCACGGCCCUGCAUUGGGCUCUGGUCAAGGGCAACCCGGGAUGUAUCCAGAAACUUAUCGAGUACGGAGCCGACCGGUUCGCAAAGACUGACAGCGGCAAGACGCCUGCCUUGACGGCUACCGAACUGAAUACACAACCUGCAUGGCAUCGAGCCUUGAGGGAAUGCGGUUACGACCGAGAUGGCAACCCGGUGACUCCUCCUUGGCCCGGCGCCAACUACUUUCUGAAAGACAAGAGGGCAUUCACAUCCAAGUUUCUCUUCUUUUGGCCGUGGGUCAUGAUUUGGGGUGUGUUGAUGGUCCUUUCUUAUGCGCCGGUAUUUUUGGGUGUGCCGUUGGCCGCCGGUGUUGUAUAUUGUGUGCAUUGGUGCGCUACACAAGUCUUGGAGUACGCUCCUCCUGAUAUGCGGCACUUUCACAAGACUCCCUGGAUGGCUGGCAUCUUUGCUGGUUCCCUCUUUCUUGUCGGGGUCAACUGGGUCAGCACUGUUCUGUGGAGCACCAUUCGAGGCGACAGCUCGCACAUCAUUUUGAAUCUUGUCUUUGGCGUGCUUUUCGGUUUGACGACGUUCUUCUACUCAGCGAGCAUGCGAUACGAUCCUGGAUUUGUGCCAAAAUUAAAUGGCAUUGCGGAGCAGAGAGCCGUCAUUGAUGAGCUCUUGGCUAGCUGGAAAUACGACGAGACUAAUUUCUGUGUUACUUGCAUGAUUCGUACGCCGCUUCGAAGCAAACACUGCAGACGCUGCCAGCGCUGUGUUGCAAAGCAUGAUCACCACUGCCCUUGGGUCUACAACUGUGUUGGCAUCAACAACCAUAGACACUUUUUCUUGUAUCUUGCGAAUCUUACUUUUGGUAUUCUUGCCUACGACUGGUUGGUGUAUUAUUACUUUGGUGCCGUCUCUAAGAAUGCACCCGACACGUGCAACGUGUUUGGGGCUAGCCUCUGCAGACUCAUCAAUUCAGACGCAUACACCUUGUUUCUGGCCGUCUGGGUCAGUCUUCAGCUCAUCUGGGUGACUAUGCUCGUCUUCACCCAACUCGUCCAGGUCUCCCGGGCCAUGACCACAUUCGAAAACAUGACGGGCAUUCACACCCGGGAAGCCGCCACGGCACUCACAUCAACAGGAACACCACUUGAUCCCUCCCUCGCGGCAGCUGCAGCAUCCACCUCGCCCCACGGCGGCCACGGACAUGGACACAAGACCGGCAUGCUCAAGCAAUGGAGCCGCAUUCUCGGAGUCGACCCUUUCAUCGAGACCAUUACCGGCCGUGGUGCGGCUACUGGUAACAACAGACGCAAGAAGAAGAACCCCUAUAGCCGAGGCUGCGUCUCCAACUGCAAGGACUUUUGGUGCGAUCCCGCCCCCGUCUUUGGUCAACGGGAAAACGGCACGGCCGUCCUUGGUGGUGGCAAGGUGGACUACACUGCCAUGUAUGAGAGCCCGACAUUAAUGCGUCUGACGGGUAUGAGAACACGCGGUGGAUAUGAAUCCGUAGAAACGGAGGAAGUGUAG
This is a messenger RNA of Pochonia chlamydosporia 170, 2199 nucleotides long. RefSeq names its product palmitoyltransferase akr1. The transcript is spliced from 5 exons. The record is from RefSeq and is a predicted model, not a curated record. Gene Ontology annotation, biological process: protein palmitoylation. Gene Ontology annotation, cellular component: Golgi membrane. The coding region runs from base 1 to 2199 and encodes 732 amino acids. Gene Ontology annotation, molecular function: palmitoyltransferase activity; protein binding. Lineage: Eukaryota; Fungi; Ascomycota; Sordariomycetes; Hypocreales; Clavicipitaceae.